UUAACGAAGUAUAAUGUCCUCUUGUCAAAACAAAAAUUUAUGGGAAAACCUUCAUCAACUUAUAGUGCUUGUAUUUCAUCCUUAAAUUUAAUUUGGAUUACCACAAAAAAUCAUUAUUUUAGAAAAAUCUUUUAACAAAUCAAAAUGAACAGAUUAUUUGGUAAAGCUAAACCUAAAGAACCCGGCCCAAGUAUUGAUGAUUGUAUAAAAGGAGUUGAUGCACGAGCUGAAUCAGUUGAAAAAAAAAUUCAAGUCCUUGAAAAUGACUUGAGAAAAUUCAGAGACCAGAUGUCGAAAAUGCGAGAAGGACCAGGCAAGAACGCUGUAAAAGCUAAGGCUCUUAGAAUUUUGAAACAGAAAAAAAUGUAUGAACAACAGCUUGAUAAUUUAAGGGGUCAAUCGUUCAACAUGGAACAAGCGAAUUACGCCAACCAAGCAUUGAAAGAUACUCAUGCCACAGUCGUAGCCAUGAAAGAUGGUAUGACUCAAAUGAAAAAAGAAUUCAAGAAGAUAAACAUUGAUGAUAUAGAGGAUGUCCAAGAUGAAUUGGCUGAUAUGAUGGAACAAGCUAAUGAAGUACAAGAAGCUCUAGGAAGGAGUUACAACACCCCUGAACUUGAUGAAGAUGAAUUGAACGCAGAACUGGAAGCUCUGGGGGAUGAAAUGGCCUUAGAUGACGAUACUAGUUAUUUAGAUAAUGUAUUAAAUGCCCCUGAAGCACCAAGCAACAAACCUGAAGCUGCAACUAACAAAAAUAAGGAUGGCGUUCCUGUUGAUGAAUUCGGAUUGCCCCAAAUUACAAAUACACAUUAAUCAUAGAUUUAAGAGACUAAACAGCUUUUCUGCUUUUCACAUUUUUUAAAGUAGUUAUGAAUGUGCUAAUUCUAAGUAUCUACAAAGAGAUUAUUUAAAAUUUGUUAUGUGUUUCAAGAAUUUUUUAGAUUAUUUUUACAGUUAUAUAUCUAUAAAUUGUUCGAAUAUAUAUUCUAACUGA
This is a messenger RNA of Harmonia axyridis, 994 nucleotides long. It is a transcript of the gene Vps60, whose product is annotated as charged multivesicular body protein 5. NCBI's taxonomy places the organism in Eukaryota, Metazoa, Arthropoda, Insecta, Coleoptera, Coccinellidae. The record is from RefSeq and is a predicted model, not a curated record. Gene Ontology annotation, cellular component: multivesicular body. The transcript is spliced from 4 exons. Bases 145 to 813 code for a protein of 222 amino acids. Gene Ontology annotation, biological process: vesicle budding from membrane; late endosome to vacuole transport via multivesicular body sorting pathway.